CAAAGGUCUCCCCACUCACAUACCUGGGGACACACGCUACUCCGGGAGGUGAUUUGCGACUUAGCCAGGACCCCAAGGUUGGGCUACUGUAUGGAGAAAGUCUGCCCAGGUCCACAUCCGAGCCUUCAUCGUUUGUCCUCCGGGUUCUGGGGUCCUGCUGGAAGAGGGGAGCUUCUGCAAUGGGAGUUGCCACAGCCCCAUCGCCCCCCACCACCUCCAAAACCCUACAGAAGCAGCAUCUAGAAGCAGUGGGCGCCUACCAAUAUGUGCUCACUUUCCUCUUCAUGGGCCCUUUCUUCUUCCUUCUUGUCUUCGUCCUCCUCUUCACAUCACUCUGGACCUUCUCUGUUGUUUACUUGGUGUGGCUCUACAUGGACUGGGACACACCCAACCAAGGUGGAAGGCGUUCGGAGUGGAUAAGGAACCAGGCAAUUUGGAGACAACUAAGGGAUUAUUAUCCUGUCAAGCUGGUGAAAACGGCAGAGCUGCCCCCGGAUCAGAACUACGUGCUAGGCGCCCACCCUCAUGGGAUCAUGUGUACAGGCUUCCUCUGUAAUUUCUCCACCGAGAGCAAUGGCUUCUCCCAGCUCUUCCCAGGGCUCCGGCCCUGGUUGGCCGUGCUGGCUGGCCUCUUCUACCUCCCGGUCUAUCGCGACUACAUCAUGUCUUUUGGACUCUGUCCCGUAAGCCGCCAGAGCCUGGACUUCAUCCUGUCCCAGCCCCAGCUCGGGCAGGCCGUGGUCAUCAUGGUGGGGGGUGCGCACGAGGCCCUGUAUUCAGUCCCCGGGGAGCACUGCCUCACGCUCCAGAAGCGCAAAGGCUUCGUGCGCCUGGCGCUGAGACACGGGGCGUCCCUGGUGCCCGUGUACUCCUUUGGGGAGAAUGACAUCUUUAGACUUAAGGCUUUUGCCACAGGCUCCUGGCAGCAUUGGUGCCAGCUCACCUUCAAGAAGCUCAUGGGCUUCUCUCCUUGCAUCUUCUGGGGUCGUGGUCUCUUCUCAGCUACCUCCUGGGGCCUGCUGCCCUUUGCUGUGCCCAUCACCACUGUGGUGGGCCGCCCCAUCCCAGUCCCCCAGCACCUCCGCCCCACCGAGGAGGAAGUCAAUCACUAUCAUGCCCUCUACAUGAAGGCCCUGGAGCAGCUCCUUGAGGAGCACAAGGAAAGCUGUGGGGUCCCCGCUUCCACCUGCCUCACCUUCAUCUAGGCCUGGCCGCAGCCUUAUGCUGAGCCCCUGAGCCUAAGGCACUGAGAUCUCCAUCCACUGUGGACUCCAUGCCUCCAAUAAAAGGUAGUUCUGGGCCCAGCGCAGUGCCUCACGCCUGUAAUCCCAGCACUUUGGGAGGCCGAGGCGGGAGGAUCGCUUGAGCCCAGGAGUUGAAGAUCAGCCUGGGCAACAUAGUGAGACUUCAUUUCUACAAAAA
This is a messenger RNA of Rhinopithecus roxellana (golden snub-nosed monkey), 1422 nucleotides long. It is a transcript of the gene MOGAT3, whose product is annotated as monoacylglycerol O-acyltransferase 3. Gene Ontology annotation, biological process: triglyceride biosynthetic process. Bases 180 to 1205 code for a protein of 341 amino acids. The transcript has 7 exons. Gene Ontology annotation, molecular function: diacylglycerol O-acyltransferase activity. Lineage: Eukaryota; Metazoa; Chordata; Mammalia; Primates; Cercopithecidae. The record is from RefSeq and is a predicted model, not a curated record. Gene Ontology annotation, cellular component: endoplasmic reticulum membrane.